This is a messenger RNA of Hordeum vulgare subsp. vulgare (domesticated barley), 1512 nucleotides long. RefSeq lists its product as uncharacterized. The transcript is spliced from 8 exons. Lineage: Eukaryota; Viridiplantae; Streptophyta; Magnoliopsida; Poales; Poaceae. The coding region runs from base 529 to 1239 and encodes 236 amino acids. The record is from RefSeq and is a predicted model, not a curated record.
GCCGUCCUCACCCCUAAAUAAAAAUCCCACCUUUAGCAGCGCCGCCGCCUGACAAGAUGGCUGCGUCUCCCGCUCGUUGGCCAUGCUUGUGUCCAGGCGGGGUACGGUACCUCCCUACGAGGUGCGUGGAUCCAGCGCCAAGUUGCCUGAUCCAGGCCUGGGCGCGCCCCGUCGUCGGCCAUGCCUGCGAGGUCUCCCGGCGAGGCGCCUGCUUCCAGGCCGGGCCCAGGCAGCGAGGUGCCUCCUGGCGGGGUGCCUGAUCCAGGCCUGGCGCGGCCAGCGAGGUCUCCCAGCUAAGUGCCGCCGUUGAGAUGGCGGCAGCACUAGCUGAUCCAACGAUCCCUAGCGCCUCCCGCAGCUCUGGAACCGCUGGCCCGGAGAAGGGCGGCGGCUGCCAGAAUUGCUGAUCCGGCCAGGGCGGCGCUUCAGGAAAACACCCCAUCCCCUGCCGCAGUUAUUAACCCUGAGGUACCCUGUGAUAACACGGUUGUUCUCGUAGCUGCUGUUGGGGAAUCUUCUACUUCUGAUAUGACUUCUGUGCAAAACAUUGAAACGCUGUUCCAAGUCGGGGAUGGUCGCUGGACCAAAGAUAAAGUGGCCCAGGCACUAGGGGCUGCCAAUAAUAGCCCGAACAGAGCAGCUACAUUGUUAUCCUCUGCUCCUGGUCAGGCGAAUGUUCCAAAGAUAGCUUCUUUAAUCAUAUCUGAAUCAAAAGUGCCAGAGGCUCCAGACUUUCCGGGCCCAAGCAGUCUUUCAAGUCCAGAACAACCCAUUCUAAAGAAACAGAAGAAAGUAGCUAAAUCAACAGGUGUGCAAAUCCCGUCAACUGCCCUACUAGCCUCAUCAGACGUGAGUGAUUCAAGCAGCCCAAGUUCAAAGCAGGUUGAUGGAAAGAAACCUAAAAAAGUUAACACAUGUGCAAGGUGUAGAAGACAGAAGCAAGGUUGCAAGGACUGUGUCUUUGCUGAUGUCUUCACGACAGAGACGCAAUCAGAUUAUGACAAGGCAUCUGAACUAUUUGGAAUCAAAAGCAUGCAAAAUCGCCUGUCCCUCGUCCAACCCCAGGAUAGGCUACAGGUUCGUGAGGCCAUCAUGUGGAGAGUGGCAGCUUGGGCUAAUGACCCCCUCCAUGGCCCCUUGGGUCGCUUCAGGAACUUGGAGAGGGAGGCUGCAGCAGCUGCAGCAUCAGCAGCAGCAGCAAGAUUAGCUGCUCGUUCCUUGUUAACAAGUUCAUACUAAAUCUCAAGAGGGAGGCUGCAGACUUGAGGCAACUGCUGCAGCAGCUGCAGCAUCAGCAGCAGCAGCAAGAUUAGCUGCUUGUUCCUUUUUAACAACUAAGAAGCACUCGACUAUAGUACUUUGCCAUUUGCUACUUGUUCAUAUUAAAUCUCAAUUAGCAAAAAAGUGAUAAUUUCAAAUAUUCGGUUAUAGAUGACCCUUGUUAAUGUUGCCUUGUUACAGUUUCUGGGAGUGCUGAUGCUCAAGGGAGCAAAGUCUCAGCCUUUUGUGCCA